Molecule: messenger RNA, 1398 nt
Organism: Drepanopeziza brunnea f. sp. 'multigermtubi' MB_m1
Lineage: Eukaryota; Fungi; Ascomycota; Leotiomycetes; Helotiales; Drepanopezizaceae
Cellular component (GO): fungal-type cell wall
Molecular function (GO): acid phosphatase activity
Source: RefSeq, a predicted model, not a curated record
AUGCUGCCAUCAUCAUUCGGUCUCCUGGCCGGUCUCGCCUUUUCCCAACUGAUCCCUGCAGCAUCUUCCGCUGCCGCACAAGUCCCUCUCUAUCCCACGAGCCACACAGAAGGCUACAAAUUCGAUCCUCUUCACCACCUCCCAGGUAUAUCCCCCUACUUCGACGCCAUAGGCUUUGGCCUCGACCAUGGACCUCCCAGACACUGCGAAGUGACAGCAGCGUCGUACCUGGUUCGUCACGCGGCCAUCUACGCCAACGAGAAGGAUUAUCAGCGCUACAUCGAGCCCUUUCUCAAGAAACUUGAAUCUACAUACGCAGUCUCGUCAAGAAAGAAGAGAGAGGGCUGGAGAGGCCCAUUAGCAUUCUUCGACAAGUGGAAAAGCCCGAUCGAUGACAAUCAGUUGGAGGAGAUCACCCCGCAAGGAAUCAAAGACUCGAAGAAAGUCGGCAAGCACCUACUUUCGAGAUAUCCGACCCUGGUGCCGACAACGAAGAGGAUCUUUGCGGAUACGAAAUCCAGGACGCAAGAUACCGCUGUGGCGUUCGUGAAGGUGUUCCCGCAGAAGGUCGAGAUCGAGGAGAUCAGUCCCAAUCGAUCGUCUUUCCACUCGCAGAAUCCGCAUAAGGCUUGCGAUGCAUUCUCGAAGAAGCCUGGUGACAAGGAGAUGAAGACUUUCAUGUCGAGGUACACCGCACCUAUCAUUGCCCGCUUGCAGCGCCAUUCUCCGGUCGACCUGACCGAGACGGAUAUCAUGGGCUUGCAGCAACUGUGUGGAUACGAGAGUGCGAUCACGGGAAAGAAGAGCGAUACCUGUGACGUAUUCACCGACGACGAGUGGAUGUCUUACGAAUACGCCUGGGACCUCAAGUACUCGUACAUGGUGGGCCACGGCAACCCCCUGUCACCGUAUCUCGGCUUCCCCUGGCUCAACACCACCUCUCAGCUCAUGGAGAAGUUCCACAGCCCUCGGCACCGUGAUGCGCUCGGCGGAGACGUCCCCGACGAUGAUGGCCAGCGCUUCUUCCUCGCUUUUACUCAUCGUGAAGUGCCACCCUUCAUCGCGACGGCGCUGGGUCUCUUCAACAGCUCCAACGCGCUCGCCGAAGAGUUCCCCACGGACAGGAUCAACUGGAACCGGUCCUGGAAGAUGGCAGAGCUCAUCCCGUUCCUGGGCCACGUCGGCAUCGAGAAGCUCACGUGCAACUCCGUCAGCGCCGAGCCGGCAGAUGAGCAGGAGUAUAUCCGGGUGAUUGCGAACAGUGCUCCGAGACCGAUCCCGGGGUGUGAAGAUGGGCCCGGGGCGAGCUGCAAGGUUGACCAGUUUGUGGAGAAGAUCCGGAGGGGCAUGGAGGAGUACGGCGAUUUCGACGGCGUCUGCGGGAAUGACCAGGAGUGA